CCACGAGCUGUCGCUGGUUUUCGAGGAACAGUACGAUAUGCAUCAAUCAAUGCUCAUAGAAACAGAGAAAUGGGCCGGCAUGAUGACCUCUGGUCCCUGUUCUACAUGUUGGUGGAAUUUGUGGCUGGGCAACUGCCUUGGAGAAAAAUAAAAGAUAAGGAGCAAGUGGGCUCCAUUAAAGAAAGAUAUGAGCACAGACUUAUGUUGAAACAUCUUCCUCAAGAAUUCAACAUCUUUCUGGAUCACGUUUCUAAUUUAGAUUACUUUACAAAGCCUGAUUACCAGCUUCUCAUGUCUGUGUUUGACAACAGCAUGAAAACGUUUGGGGUUAUUGAAAGUGACCCUUUUGACUGGGAGAAGAGUGGAACUGAUGGUUCUCUGACAACCACAACAACUUCAACCACACCUCAGUUACACACUCGUCUUACUCCGGCUGCAAUUGGAAUUGCCAAUGCCACUCCUAUCCCAGGAGAUUUGCUGCGAGAAAACACAGAUGAAGUGUUUCCUGAUGAGCAGCUCAGUGAUGGAGAGAAUGGUAUUCCAGUUGGUGUGUCACCAGAGAAACUACCUGGAUCCCCCGGGCAUCAUCGUCCUCAGGAAAAAGAUGUUUGGGAAGAAAUGGAUGAAAACAGAAACAAAAUAAAACUAGGGAUCUGUAAGGCUGCCACAGAGGAAGAAAACAGCCAUGGGCCAGUGAAUGGAAUGCUUAAUGCACCGAGUCUCGGUUCUCCAAUUCGUGUUCGCUCAGAGACCACCCAGCUAGACAGAGAUGUCCCACUGGUGCGAAAGUUACGUUCAAUUCACAGCUUUGAACUGGAGAAGCGUUUGACGUUGGAGUCAAAGCCAGACACUGAUAAAUUUCUUGAGACCUGUUUGGAGAAGAUGCAGAAAGACUUGAAUGCUGCAGCAGAGACUCCUGUUGCUGCUGUUCCUCCUCUUUCUCAGAAAACACCCAUUCAGACUGCCCGCAUGGACCAUGUUUGGCAUUAUGAUGAAGAAUAUCUUCCAGACGCUUCAAAGCCUGUGUCAGCUAGUUCUCCAGAACAUGUUGAUGGUGUUAUUAGCAAUGGAUUUGUAGCUGUCAACUUAAACUCCUGCAGGCAGGAGGUUGAUUCUAAGGAAUGGGUGAUAAUAGAUAAGGAACGGGACUUGCAGGACUUCAGGACAAAAGAGGUUUUAGGGCACAAAACGACUGGAAGUCCCUCAGAUGAAGAGCCGGAGGUACUACAGGUUCUAGAGGAGUCCCCUCCAGAAGAGCAGCCCAGACAGGGUGGUUGGGCAGGAAACAGUGUCCAUGCCAAGAACCAAACCUCAGGGGUGGAGUUUGUUCUAGCCAUGGAAUGUCAUCCUGCUGCUUCUGAACAGCUUACAGAUAAACUGGAACUUCUGUCCGGAGCUGCUGGACAGCUUCUUGCAGCCACCCCUACAAGUCCUAUGGAAGCUCAAGCAGAAGGAGCACUCACUCCG
Cariama cristata (Red-legged seriema) is the source of this 1467-nucleotide messenger RNA. RefSeq names its product tau-tubulin kinase 2-like. Gene Ontology annotation, molecular function: protein serine/threonine kinase activity. The record is from RefSeq and is a predicted model, not a curated record. NCBI's taxonomy places the organism in Eukaryota, Metazoa, Chordata, Aves, Cariamiformes, Cariamidae. Gene Ontology annotation, cellular component: ciliary basal body; ciliary transition zone; cytoplasm. Gene Ontology annotation, biological process: peptidyl-serine phosphorylation; cilium assembly; signal transduction.